AUGCCAACAAUGGCACCAACAACUUUUUUGGAAUCACUACCAGACUAUACCCUAUCAGCUAUGGAACGAGCACAGUCUCCUCAGUCCAAGGCCUAUCAAUGGCUGAUCCAAAACAUCAACAAUAAAACUUCCACUCUUCAGGAUCUACCAAACUGGAGACUAAAACAAAGAUUUGCUCUGGCCACAUUCUAUUAUUCUACAAGAGGAGACUAUUGGGUGAAGAAGCAAGAAUGGUUGGACUGGGAGACCAAUGAAUGCUAUUGGGAACAAUUACCUGUAAACAUGGGCCAAAAGUUCCCUCCAGAAGUGAACUGUAAUGCCAAUGGGGAAAUCAGGGCAUUGUUGUUUUGGUAUGCCAAUAACAUGGAAGGAACGCUUCCUCCGGAGAUUUCCUUGCUGGGGGAAAGGUUUGAGGUAUUUGUACUUAAUCGGCAAUUACAACUCAUGGGACCCAUCCCCACCGAGUUUGGACUUCUGACAAAAUUGACUCGAUUAGCUUUGAGUGCAACAAACAUUGCUGGCUCAUUUCCAACUGAGUUUGGUAAACUGCAGAGUCUCCAGCUCCUUCAACUUUAUAUGACACCAAUUCAUGGGCAUAUUCCUUCUGAGAUUGGACGACUUUGCAAGUUAUCCACGUUGUUUGUGGGGAGAAAUGAUCUAACAGGUUCAGUACCAGGUGAGCUUUACAGAUUGCCUGGCCUACAGUCUCUAUCAAUUGAUGAGUGCCCUGGGCUGGAAACUGAAAACAUCCUUCAAGAAGUCAUUCGCAACGCAAUGCAGCUUCGUAUACUUGGACUAUCAAGCCGAAGCAGUGGGGCAGUAAUGUCAAUUCCAUCUGAACUUGGCAAGCUGACAGAACUGAGACGCCUCAGUUUGGAGGACUGGAUAAUUCAGGGCACUAUCCCGACUGAGCUUGGGCAGUUGACAAAGCUGGCCUCUCUGGACUUGCACGGGAACUCAAUCUCUGGAAUUUUGCCACGUGAGGUCUUUGAAUUGACUGACCUGACCUACAUCGAUGUUGGCUCGAAUCAGUUGCAGAGCACACUACCACCAGUUCUCUUUUCUAAACUUACACAGUUGCACUUCUUGCAACUAAACAACAAUCAGUUUGGAGGUUCUAUUCCCUCGGAAGUUGGUCUAGCCUCUAACCUGAAGAAUCUAGGGCUACAAACUACUGCUCUAUCUGGCACACUGCCCACAGAGCUACUUGCUCUGAAAAAUUUGAAAUUCUUAGCACUCAGAAACACAUCAUUGUCUGGCAGCAUUCCUGUACAAUUAUGUGACAAAAUGCACGAGCAAAGGCUUGAUUGCUCGGGCAAAAAGAACAUAACAACCUGCUCUGUUUACAACAUGGGAUCGAACAGAACAGUCUGCUUUGGGACUCAUCUCUGUGGAUGUGAUUGCAACCGUUGCCCAGAUACCUAA
This is a messenger RNA of Seminavis robusta, 1425 nucleotides long. The record is from the annotation of a GenBank genome assembly. NCBI's taxonomy places the organism in Eukaryota, Bacillariophyta, Bacillariophyceae, Naviculales, Naviculaceae.